This is a messenger RNA of Cooperia oncophora, 429 nucleotides long. The record is from the annotation of a GenBank genome assembly. Lineage: Eukaryota; Metazoa; Nematoda; Chromadorea; Rhabditida; Trichostrongylidae.
AUGUGCGCAAAUGGAGGAGUUCCAAAUCCCAGAGAAUGCGAUGUAUGCAUUUGCCCAUACGGCUACGGCGGCAAGUUCUGUGAUGAACGGCCGGCUGGAUGUGGCAAAAAACUCAAGGCAUUUUCCUUUUGGAAGAGCGAGACAUUCUCGUUUGAGGAUACCUCCGUGGCUAGCGAUCACAAUCGCAGAAUGUGCAAUCACUGGAUAGAGGCACCAUUGGGUAAAAGGAUCGUGAUUCGGGUGACUAGAUUGCCGACCGACGAAUGCUAUUACGGCUGCAUUGUGAGUGGUAUUGAGCCAAAGAUUUCAGAAGAUAGUAAAAUCACAAAUCCAAGAUACUGUUGUAAAGAACAGCUCAACAAAGCCCGAGAACAAAUCAGCGAACUCAAUCCGACGCCAAUCUUUUCGUAUAGCAAUCAGUACGACUCG